AUGCUGCUCCAAACGCCGGCUGGCUGCGCGAGAGAGCAGCGCGGGGUGGUGGUAGCAGCAGCAAUGGUAGCAGCAGCAGCAGCAGCAGCAGCAAUAUCAGAAGCAGCAGCAGCAGCAGUGGCACAGAUAGUAGCAGCAGCAAUUAAAGAAGCAGCAGCAGCAGUAACAACGCCAGCUACCGCAGCAGCAGUAACAGCAGCAGCAACGUCAAGCGCAGCAAUAACGCUACUAGCAGCACCAGCAGCAGCAGCAGCAAUAACAAUAAAGGUAGGAGCAGCAGCAGCAGCUGCUGCUGCUUACUGCGAAGAACAGUGCAACUACAGUGCACCAAGAUUAACAGCAACACCAAUAGUUGUAAGGCCAGCAGCAGCAGCAACAAUAGCCGUAGCAGCAGCAGCAGCAGCAGCAGCAGCAGCAGCAGCUAUAAUAGCAACAACAGCAAAAGAAGUAGCAGCAGCAGCAGCAGCAACAGUAACAGCAGCAGCAGCAAAAGCGGUUGGAGAGAGAGCCAGAUUGAAGCUGAGUGAAGGCACACUCUGCUGCUGCUGCUGUCGUUUUGCCCCAGCAGCUGUUUUUGCUGCUGCAGCUGUUGCCGUUGCUGCUGACAUUGCAACUGUUACUGCUGCUGCUGCAGCUGUUACUGCUGCUGCUGUUGCUGCUGCUUCUGAUAUUGCAGCUGCUACUGCUGCUGCUGCAGCUCUUGCUGUUGCUGCUGAUAUUGCCGCUGCUGCUGCUGCAGCUGCUAGGUUCCACCUUGUACAGAGAAGGCCUGGCUCCCUAAAUAUAUAUUAG
Eimeria necatrix is the source of this 792-nucleotide messenger RNA. RefSeq lists its product as hypothetical. NCBI's taxonomy places the organism in Eukaryota, Apicomplexa, Conoidasida, Eucoccidiorida, Eimeriidae. The record is from RefSeq and is a predicted model, not a curated record.